AUGAGGUGUGGCACAUACAAUAUGACGCAUCUCGUAGCUGGGGUUUCAAGAUUUAACAAAUGUCCCAACCUCGGCCUUCUACGGCACUGUUGCUUCCUCGUCCCAGGUGAAACUCUCGAUCAAUAUUAUACAUAG
Molecule: messenger RNA, 135 nt
Organism: Chondrus crispus (carragheen)
Lineage: Eukaryota; Rhodophyta; Florideophyceae; Gigartinales; Gigartinaceae
Exons: 1
Coding region: 1-135 (44 amino acids)
Source: RefSeq, a predicted model, not a curated record